This is a messenger RNA of Cotesia congregata, 688 nucleotides long. NCBI's taxonomy places the organism in Eukaryota, Metazoa, Arthropoda, Insecta, Hymenoptera, Braconidae. The record is from the annotation of a GenBank genome assembly.
GACUGUACUGUGAGGUAUUUAUGUAGACGUAUUUAUUUACAUGAAUACAUAAGUAGAGAACAGUAUCUCUCCCUUUUAUUGAGUGUGUCGGCUCCCUUUCUCGGUGACUCGCUAUCACGCUCGCGCUUCGUCAGCCCCUCGCCGACUGCUCGUCGACAAGACUUUUUUUGCCGCGCCACCACCGCGACGCCCACGAAUAUACGCCGUUCACCCUCCUUCGAACUCGGACGCUAGCUUCAUAGUCGACUGUGAGAAAUACACGAGGAUAGACAUGCAAUCCAAAUUUACACAAGUUCUUCUCAGUUUUGUGCUUGUGUUUACACUUGCCGUUUAUUCAGGAGAAGCCAUAAAAUGCUACGAAUGCAUAGCCGUAGGUUCGGGAACUGACGAGUGUAAUGGUGACAUUGUAGCUAAAUCUGAUGACAAAAACUACGUCGUCGACUGCGAUUUAUCAACGAUGAAAGCGUUUGAGUCAAAACUACAAAGUAAUCCAACUAUGACUGACAUUUCAAAUCUUUUUGCGGAAAAAGCUAAAAAAGAUUAUCGGAGUAGUGCGUCGGUAUUAUCAUGUGACAUUUGCGAAGGUGAUAAAUGCAACGGCUCUGGUACCCAGUCAUCAGCGUUGAUAGUGACGUUUAUUUCUGUCUUGGGCACACUUUCCAUGGGCCUUUCCUACCUAAUAGCGUAA